Ictidomys tridecemlineatus (thirteen-lined ground squirrel) is the source of this 1920-nucleotide messenger RNA. NCBI's taxonomy places the organism in Eukaryota, Metazoa, Chordata, Mammalia, Rodentia, Sciuridae. The record is from RefSeq and is a predicted model, not a curated record.
UGACCCAGGGCCCGGCGGGAGUGCCCCCACUUCCCCACCCACAGCCAGACCCCAGGCCAGACGGCCUUGCCCUCCCCCACCCAGAGGUAGCCGGGAGACCCCGCAGACUCCAGUCAGUCAGAACCCCGCCCCAGGUGGAGAGGAGGGGCCAGGUGGGCGGGGGCCGAGAGACGAGUCUGAGCAGCUCUAGUGAUGGGCUGCAGGCUCUGGGCUCAGCUUCCGCCAGAGCUUCCCCUUCUGCCCUCCCUGAUCAGCACAGCACGAGGGGAGAAGGAGCCUCUAGCAGGACCCAGCCUCCGGAGGCCGAGAUGCUACUCCUGCUGCCACUGCUGUCCUUGUUGUUGGGUGGGUCCCAGGCUCAGCUAGAGAAGUACUGGCUGCAGGUGCAGGAGUCGGCGUCGGUGCAGGAGGGCCUGUGCGUGCUGGUGUCCUGCUCCUUCUCCUACCCCAGGGACGACCCCAGAACUGCUUCUAACCCGGCUUAUGGAUACUGGUUCGAAGAAGGGACCAACACUGACAAGGGGGAUCCAGUGGCCACGAACAACCCACAUCGAAGGGUGCAAUCUAGGACCCAAGGCAGAUUCCAGCUCAUGGGGGACCCCAACAGAGAUGACUGCUCCCUGAUGAUCAAAGACGCACAGUGGUGGGACAGGGCGACCUACUUCUUCCGCGUGGAGAGAGGACCCAUAGUGAAAUUUAAUUUCCAGAAAAAGUUCUCUCUGGAAGUGACAGACCUAACUCAGAAGCCAGAUGUCUUCAUUCCCGAGACCCUGGAGCCCGGGAAGCCUGUGAGCAUUCUCUGUGUGUUUAACCAAGCCUUUGAGCAAUGCCCGGCCCCUUCUUUCUCCUGGACCACGGCUGCCAUCCCCUCCCAAAGAACAAGGCCACCAUCCUCCCAGUCCUCAGUGCUCAGCCUCACCCCACAGCCCCAGGACCAUGGCACUAGGCUUACCUGUCGAGUGGACUUCAGCAGACAAGGCGUCAGCACACACAGGACCGUCCAACUGAGUGUGGCCUAUGCCCCUCGAGAGCCUGUCAUCCAAGUUCUCCACAACAAUGCAUCCGCCCCAGUGACCCAGGGAAACUUCUCACAUCUGGAAGUCCAGAAAGGCCAGUUCCUGCGGCUCCUCUGUGCUGCUGACAGCCUUCCCCCAGCCACUCUGAGCUGGGUCCUGGAGGACAGAGUCCUCUCCUGGUCCUCCCCCUUGGGCCCCAGAACCCUGGAGCUGGAGCUGCCCGUGGUGAAGCCUGGAGAUUCGGGGCUCUACACCUGCCGAGCACAGAACAGGCUGGGCUCCCAGCAGGGCUCCCUGGACCUCUCUGUGCAGUGUGAGUGUGUCCAGAAGGUCCUGGGUCUGGGAGGGGAGCAGAGGAGGGUAGAGGAGGCGUCUGUCCCCACCGCGUUCUCCCGCGGAGUGUUUCUGGGAAUCGGCGUCAUGACGGUCCUCUCCCUCUGCAUCAUCCUGGCCAUCGUGAAGACUCUGAGGAAGGCGCCGCCCCAGGCAGGCGCGAGGCCCAAGGUGUCCCGCGGCAGCACCAUCCUGGAGUACAUCAACGUGGUCCCCAAGGCCGGGCGCCGGGCUCAGGAUCGGAAGGCUACACCAAGCAGCCCUUCUCGGACCCCCUCUCCAGGCACUCACUCCCCAGAACCAAAGAAGAAUCCAGAGGAGCUGUAUUCUAUUCCCCUCCAUUGCCCAAAGCCCAGAUCGUCCACCCAAGCCCUGGACCCCAAGAAUGACCCAGAGGAGCUCCACUAUGCUACUCUCACCUUCCCGGGCCACAGACCGUGGGCCAUCCAGAUGCCCAAAGACACCCACACAGAUUACCAGGAAAUCAAGUUCCACUGAGGGCUGUUGGGCUUUAGGGUUAGGACCUCAACUGGGGAGAAAGGCAGGCAAUAAAGAGGCUCAAGGAACAGGG